CCUAUUCUCGUAGACUAAAAAGAUACGCUGAAUAGAUAACACAAUGCCUCUCCGUCCAUUUUUCUUGAAUUACGACUUGCCGCAAUUCCCGCGGAGUUUGUUAGACCAGAGUUUCGGUCUAGCACUCACGCCUCAAGACAUCGCUUCAGCUGCUGUCAGCCCUCUGAGCCCGCUAAUCGCUGGAGCUCAACCCUGGUGGCCUAAACCAGGAUCAACAGUCAAGAUCGACAAAGACAAAUGUCAGAUCAACGUGGAUGUCCAACACUUCGCUCCUGAUGAAAUCACAGUGAAGACCAGUAAUGGAUACAUUGUGAUUGAAGGUAAACAUGAGGAGAAAGAGGAUGAGCACGGUUACGUCUCGAGGCAGUUUGUUAGGAGGUUCAAGUUGCCUGAGGAAAGUGAUCCUGAUCUCGUGGAGUCAAGGUUGUCGUCAGAUGGUAUUCUAACAGUUGUAGCUCCUAAGAAAUCUGAAGCGGUCACUGGAGAGAGGGCUGUCCCCAUCACACACACCGGACCAGUCAGGCAGGACGUUGCCAACGUUGAAACUCCAUCAAAAUGAGCGAACUGUAAUUAUAAUUAAGACUGCAUCUGUUUUGUUAAGUUUUUGUAUUUCUAUUUUGUAAUAAAAUUGUAUCUGAAA
Messenger RNA from Trichoplusia ni (cabbage looper), 640 nucleotides. Its product is annotated as protein lethal(2)essential for life-like. Gene Ontology annotation, biological process: protein refolding; response to heat. NCBI's taxonomy places the organism in Eukaryota, Metazoa, Arthropoda, Insecta, Lepidoptera, Noctuidae. Gene Ontology annotation, molecular function: protein folding chaperone. The record is from RefSeq and is a predicted model, not a curated record. The coding region runs from base 44 to 559 and encodes 171 amino acids. The transcript has a single exon.